This is a messenger RNA of Closterium sp. NIES-67, 476 nucleotides long. NCBI's taxonomy places the organism in Eukaryota, Viridiplantae, Streptophyta, Zygnematophyceae, Desmidiales, Closteriaceae. The record is from the annotation of a GenBank genome assembly.
GAAAAGGCCCUUAGGAUCUUUUCAGAGACUAAGUCCCGGUUGUAGAGUGAGACUUGAGUAGUGCAGCGGAAUACCGCGGUCGGGGACGAAGUCCAACACGAAGACGCCGGAUUUCAGGAGGGCACGACCGAUGAAGAGGCCACCCUUUCCGUGGUAUAGCCGAAACUCAUUUUCGUUGUUGGCGACGGUGAUGACGACGUCGCGGUUGAGGCGUUUCUCCUGUUGCACGAAUCGUCCCGAAGAGCACAUGUGUUGCCCGCAGCAGCUGUCCAAGAACCAGGUGUUUCGCCCGGUGGGUUCGGCGUUGGCGACCGCAGCAUAUGUUGGAUUGACUUGAAGGCCUUGCCCUUAGGAUCUUUUCAGAGACUAAGUCCCGGUUGUAGAGUGAGACUUGAGUAGUGCAGCGGAAGUUGAGACGGUUGAACCCUUGUACUAGUAUGUGAGAACAAGUGAUUGAUUAAAGAAACAAGCAUACA